UACAUUCUAUGAGCUUUUUACUACUCAACUGUUUCAGGGCGCGCAGGAGGACACACCUAAAAAACAGAGAAGUCCCCUACAGAAACAAACCAAUACGUCUUGUGCGGCUUCUUCUGCCGCCCAGCUGGAGCUCCUUCGACAGAAAAGUGUGUUUUAAAGUAAAAUUCUACUAUAUUAAGAAGCUCAGGCUCAUGCCCACUAACCCACAGCUGUGAGGGAUCGGAGGCAGAGAGAAACAUGGAGGAGGGGGAGGAGGAGCUCAUGCGCGAUUUGGACCAGUCAGAAUUGCCAGUAAGGUUGUUGCCCCGUGUGCGGACCAUCAUGGCCGAGCCGGACUACAUGGAUGGAGACUGCGAUGAGCUCAUUCAGCCCAAAAAACUCAUCAAUCCAGUAAAAACCUCCAGGAACCACCAAGAUCUCCAUCGAGAACUCCUUAUGAAUCAGAAGAGGGGUCUGGCUCCACAGAAUAAGCCUGAACUCCAAAAGGUGAUGGAGAAGAGGAAGAGAGAUCAAGUGCUGAAGGCUCAGCUGGCAGAGCAAGAAGCUCAUAAGAAGCACAGUGACCUGGAGAUUGAGCUCAUGAAGAGACAGCAGAAACUUGAACAGUUGGAGCUGGAGCAACAGAAGAUGGAUGAGGAGCAGGAGAACACGCCAGAAUUUGUCAAAAUGAAAAGCAAUCUAAGAAGAACCAAGCAGGAGGCGGAGGAGCAGGAGCGAACCACUUAGACACAUCUGGAUGGAUUUGGAAGAGGUCCAUGGCACAUGAUGGCAUGGCAACUGGACUGCAGUUUAUGGGGAUUUCCAGGUUUUCCUGCUCCCUGUUUUCCUGUGAAAAAAGUGACCAUGUUUGGUUCCUAUUGCCUGCUUGCACACACGACCAGUAUUCACUUGAACCUCUUUACGCUGAACCCUUGCAACAAACGUGGAGGUUGAAAGAAAAAACACACGAGAUCCCAGACAAGCCGACGCAGCCUCGUCUUCACCAGCUGCCGGAGUUUGGUGAACUUGUAUGGCAAGAUGAACAGAACCUACACAGAGUCUUUCCAUUUGUUUCUCUUUACUUUCUCUUACUUACUCUUUUUUUUUCUUUUGAAAAACUAAAACCACUCAAAACAUUUUUUAAGUAUUUUUUUAACUCCACAUGGUUGAAAUGGGACACUGGAUGGACUCUUGUAAGCCAAAAUAAUAAUUGGUUUCUGUUUAGUUUUGUCUUGGGAUUAAGAGGGUCUUCUAAGGACUUUCUGGUUGAUGAUCAAAACAAAAAUGAAAAAAAAUAAAUAAAUCACAUAAUUUCAAUUUUGAAUUCUUCUCAGUACAACUUUCAAAGAUUUGUUGUGUGAUGUACAGAGCUUGCUUGCCGUUUUGUUAUUUUCCAUAUUUGUGCGCUCAUCUCUUUUAAGCAAUAGUAGAUCUAGGUUCAUGUGUUUCAGGGUUGUUGUUUUUUUACAUAAACUAUUUGUUCGGUAUGUUUAUAGAGUGAUGUGUUAAAGCACUCUAUAUAUUUUCCACAACUGAAUGGCAGUUAUUUGAGUGAGAGAAGCUCUAGAAACAAUGCCUUUGUUUGUUAGUUCAGUGUUGAUGAUUGAGAAUUUAUGUAGAUUUGAGCCAAUAAUGAACCGGUAAUGCUGUCUUUAAAUGUUAACCCUCUUUUAAUAAAUAUUAUUUUGUCAUGUUA
Tachysurus fulvidraco (yellow catfish) is the source of this 1675-nucleotide messenger RNA. RefSeq names its product family with sequence similarity 107 member B (gene fam107b). The coding region runs from base 238 to 726 and encodes 162 amino acids. Lineage: Eukaryota; Metazoa; Chordata; Actinopteri; Siluriformes; Bagridae. The record is from RefSeq and is a predicted model, not a curated record. The transcript has 5 exons.